AUGACGAACCGGAUGUCGAUAUAUUCUACGACCUCAUCUCCUGCUGGCCCUCGCUCUGCCUUGCAGCAAGCCACACAGGUCUCGACUACAACGCUACUAAACUCCCUCCACAACGCUUUCCUUUCCGGACAACCUUACCAGCAUGAUGCCACAACCAGUAUCGUCGUGAACACAGUGUCAACGAGCCUGAACCCAGGACCCAAUGGAGAGCUAGGCGGUACCAUCGAUGCCUCUAUUGCAAGGAGAGCCUGGGAGCAUGCUCGACGGAGAGCAGAAGACGGAUGCAUUGUGCUAUGUUCUUCUCAUCACAAUACGCCAUCUGUUUUAUCCCCCUUCCUCCUGUCUCUACCUUUAUCUACUCCAGAGAUCCUCCACAUAGCCUUAGCCGCAAUUCGGCCAUUCGUUUCUCAUGUCACGCCUUUUAACCCCUCCUGUUUACAGUACUCAUCAUUCGCUGUCACCUACACAUUCACUCUUACCGGAACAGUCACCGAUGUAACUCUAGCUUUGUCUACAUCCGGUGUUAAUAUUGCCGGUGGGCUGACGAGUAUUCCUUCUGAGCGCGGAUAUCGUGUUUUUGAUGUUUUCUAUUAUCUCUUGUCGUCAGCUUCUACUCCUGCAGAACGGGAAUUCUUAAGCCUUAAACACCCAGAGACAUACUCGUUACUUAACAGAUCACAGUCAUACGACCCUCCCUCUUACCUUCCCACCACAGACGAUGGUGCCGCAGCUGAGGACUUUCGAGCCAAUCUUAGGGCCCUUGGUAUUAAAGGCGCUGAGCUCCGUGGCCUCCUCUCUGUUCUUGCUGGCUUGCUUAAACUUGGCAACACUGCAGGUUUUCUGGUUGAAGAAGAGGAACUGGAAGACUUAUGUGAAGACAUUGGUGGCCUUCUAGAUAUUGACCCCAUUAUUCUCCUGAAAAAUUGCUCGACAGAAGAGCGGGAGUCGUUAAUUCUGGGACUAUACGAAACUCUUUUGGACUGGGUCAUUUCUAAAGCUAAUAACACCAUUCGCGCCGAACUUCAGGGCUCUCAUAACAAUGGCUCUAUUGAUAGUCUACCCGAGACUCCAAGCCCACUUUCAGAAGAAGACACGGUGAGUAUCACUGUUGUUGAGAUUCCAGGUGAACCGUUAGGCAAAGCGGUCUCUCUUAGAGGCGUUUUCGACGACUCUAUUGGUAUUAAUGCGGAAAUGAAAGAUGACGGUAUCAACAUGGUAAACCCAGGACAUUCGGUCAUCAAGGAAAUGGAAAAUGCCGUUGCAGAGGUGGAAGUCGAUUUUGGUAUCUUGAAUGGCUCUGCUGGCCGAUUGCGUGAGCGAGAGCGAGACAGGAUACAAGGGGCUCUUGAAAAGGUUGGAGUUGAAUUAGAUUCUACAGCAUUUUUGAAAAGGGUUCUGUAUCCCGUCAAUGGAGGUGAUCUGAACUUCGGUCAACGAGGCCGCUUCGAUCUUAAUGCCACCCUUGGUAGCAGCAGGGUUUGGUAUCAUAUUUCAGUUCACCCAACAGAUGAUUUGCCGGCCGAGAUUUUUUCCUUAUCCUCGCCUACAUCGGCGUGGUCUGCAGGUGCCGUGUCUCGACAACUUCGUUCUUGGAGACUCGCUGAAUGGGCCAACCGUCGGAAUAAACACCUGGACUUCACAGCAGACUUCGACAUAGAAGAAUUCGUUGGCCGAUAUGCCCCUCUUGGAUGUUUAGAAGGAAAAGACGGCGUUGAGAACUGGAUUAUUGAACGGGGAUGGAGUAACGGUGACGUCGUUGUUGCGAAGGAACGGAUUUGGAUGCGGGAAUCCGCGUGGUGGGGUGCAGAAUCGAUGCUUGAUCUGAAGCCUGCGGUGCCUGUUAACCCUUUCAGUACUCCUGACGCUACACCAUUUGAUGGUGGCUAUGGUGCUCCAUCGCCUGCCAAUGGCAGUGGAUUCUUUCCCCCGGAUAACAUGAGCACCUUGGGCAGCCGGGAGAAUUUGAUGAGCUUGAAUCGGCAAUCAAUGGGACCCAGGGCUCCUAGUGCUUUAGGUGGUCCGGCUCGCUCAAUUGCGCCUACUAUGAUGUCUCAGCCAGUACAAGUAGCAACUGGUGAUUAUGGCCUGGGACCGAAAGGCGACGAUCGACAGCAUGAAAACGUGUACUAUGAUCAAGAUCUUGGCAGAUGGACUGCCCUCGACCCUGAACUUGCAGAUCCGAAAAAGAUUGAGCAAAAGAAGAUACCUCUCAAUCGUCGUAUCUGGACUGGUUUUGUUUGGGGAAUCACAUUCUGGAUUCCAUCGUUCGUACUUCGUUACGUUGGUCGAAUGAAGCGCCCAGAUGUCCGUAUGGCAUGGCGAGAAAAGGUUGUUCUUAUGCUUCUGAUUUUCUUACUGAAUGCUAUUGUUAUUUUCUACAUUAUUUUCUUUGGUGACUUACUUUGCCCUAACAAAGACAAAGUCUGGACGAACAGAGAAGUUGGUUUUCAUCAGGGCGACAAUGAUUUUUUCGUCAGCGUUCAUGGAAAAGUCUACGAUAUCAGCAAAUUUUGGAAAUCCACUCAUGCUAAUAACAAAUAUCCUACUGGCAGGGAUCAAAUGAGGCCAUUUGCCGGUAUGAAUAUGGACGCCUACUUUCCGUUACCCCUCACUUAUGCUUGCCCCGGGUUCGAUAUUGGUACCAGUAUUCAAUUGCAAUAUAAUAAUUCGGAGGCUAUUGAGCGCAGAGAAGCUAUCCACAACUCCGGGCCGAUAUUCCAACCCGACCGCACCCUUACUAUGAAUAAGAUUGAUUGGUAUGGCAACACAUUUCUUCCUAGGAUGAAGGAAUACUAUAAGGGAGACUUGGUACACUCAAGAAAAGCACUACCAAAAGAAGCUGCGGACCGUUCUAGACAGUGGGUAGUCAUCAGGAACAACAUCUACGAUUUGACAGACUACUUCUAUACUGUUAAGGUUCAGAACGAAUUGAAACAAUAUGACUUUCUUCCUGCCGCAGUGACCGAUCUAUUCAAGAAAAAUGCCGGCACGGACAUAACAAGCCAAUGGAAAGACACCCGUGAGUUCGUUAAUAGUCUGAAUUGUCUCAACAACCAAUUUUACGUUGGUAAAUUGGAUUUUCGAGAGACGGCUAGAUGCCAGGCGAACAACUACAUUCUUCUGGCGUUUACGAUUAUUCUCUGUUCCGUCAUCUUGAUUAAAUUCUUGGCUGCUCUCCAACUUGGAACCAAACGAAAGCCUUCCCCACAAGACAAAUUUGUUAUCUGCCAUGUGCCAGCUUACACAGAAGGAGAAGAUCAGCUGCGAAAAGGACUUGAUUCCCUCACAGCUCUUCAAUAUGAUAACAAAAGGAAGCUCAUUUUUGUCAUUUGUGACGGCAUGAUCGUUGGUGGAGGUAAUGAUAGACCCACCCCAAAGAUCGUCCUGGACAUUUUGGGCGUUGAUCCAAAAAUCGAUCCACCAGCUCUUCCAUUCAAAUCCGUUGGCGUGGGGAGUGAACAGCUAAAUUAUGGAAAGGUCUACUCUGGUCUUUAUGAAUAUGAAGGAAACGUUGUCCCUUACAUUGUUGUUGUCAAAGUUGGAAAAGAAUCAGAGCAAAUCAAAUCAAAACCAGGAAAUCGUGGAAAACGUGAUUCACAAGUUAUGCUUCUCAACUUUCUGAAUCGCGUCCACCAUCGCUCGAUGAUGUCUCCAUUGGAGUUAGAAAUGUUCCAUCAGAUCAAUAAUGUAAUUGGUGUUGACCCUGAGUUAUACGAAUAUGUGCUCAUGGUUGAUGCUGAUACCAGUGUUAAGGAGGAUUCACUUAAUCGUCUUGUUGCAAGCUGUGCGAAUGACGCCAAAAUUGCUGGAAUCUGUGGUGAAACCAGUUUGCAGAAUGAGGAGCGUUCUUGGUGGACUAUGAUACAGGUCUACGAAUACUACAUCUCCCACCAUUUGGCAAAGGCCUUUGAAUCCCUUUUUGGCAGCGUUACCUGCCUUCCCGGAUGCUUUUGCAUGUACCGCCUGAGAAGUGCCGACAAAGGGCGACCAUUAAUUAUCUCUGACAAGGUCAUUAACGAAUACUCUGACGGUGAUGUCGAUACGCUGCACAAAAAGAAUCUCUUGUCUCUUGGUGAAGAUCGAUAUCUCACGACAUUGAUGACCAAGCAUUUCCCAAAUAUGUCCUAUAAAUUUAUACCCGACGCAUAUGCGAGCACAGCAGCCCCUGAAACCUGGAGCGUCCUUCUUUCUCAGAGACGUCGCUGGAUUAACUCUACGAUUCACAAUCUAGCAGAGCUGAUGUUCCUCAAGGACUUGUGCGGCUUCUGUUGUUUCAGUAUGCGUUUCGUCGUCUUUAUUGACUUGUUCGGAACUAUUAUUCUUCCAGCAACAACUGUGUACUUGGGCUACUUGAUUUAUCGCGUAGCAAGCAGAACCGGUCCUUUCCCAACAAUCUCAAUUGCAAUCCUCGCAGCCGUUUAUGGUCUACAAGCAAUUAUUUUUAUUAUCAAACGUCAGUGGCAGCAUAUUGGAUGGAUGAUCAUUUAUAUAUUGGCCUAUCCAAUCUACAGCUUUGUUCUUCCGGUUUAUUCCUUCUGGAAUCAGGAUAACUUCUCUUGGGGAAACACUCGUAUCGUUAUUGGCGAAAAGGGCGAUAAACGUGUAGUUGCUGUGGAAGAUGAAGGAUUUGAUCCCCGAAGCAUCCCUCUUCAACGCUGGGACGACUAUGCUCUUAUAAAUAACCUACCUGGCCGACGGGGUGGACAAGAGAAACAAUAUCAGCAAUAUUCCGAUGACGUCGGUAUGGAGAUGGAUGACAUGCAUUCGACAUAUUCUUCAGUCAAGCCAGCGUCCACUAUUCUCACCGGAUUCCCGAACCAAGGACCACACCACACUCCUUACGUUCUUCCACAAUCAACAUCUACUUUGGCUAUUCCUGGAAACCGGAACUCCCACAUGACUCAAUUCACUCCGUACACUGAUAAUCCUCAGGCUCGAAACUCGCAACAUCUUUCCGUCGCAAACUUGAGCCAUUAUCAGGAAAGUUCUGCAAACGCCAGCCGCUUGAGUGGAAUUGGGAUGUUGUCACCAGAUAGUCAAGCAGGUCAACGACAGAGUUUACGUAGCCCAUUGUCCCGACCUACCAGCACAAUGAUAGAUUUUAGAAACCCGCCGAAUCAGGGACCAGAUGAAACCGCUAUUACCGCUGCUAUCCGCACUUGUCUUGCUGAAGUUGAUUUGGACAGCGUGACCAAGAAACAAGUUCGUGCACUUGUUGAACAACGCCUUCAGACUACAUUGACUGGCGAUAAGAAAUCGUUCCUUGACCGCCAAAUCGACCACGAACUGGCAAAUAUGUAA
Ophidiomyces ophidiicola is the source of this 5301-nucleotide messenger RNA. RefSeq lists its product as uncharacterized. The coding region runs from base 1 to 5301 and encodes 1766 amino acids. The transcript has 4 exons. Gene Ontology annotation, cellular component: myosin complex; cell periphery; cell septum. The record is from RefSeq and is a predicted model, not a curated record. Gene Ontology annotation, molecular function: ATP binding; chitin synthase activity; cytoskeletal motor activity. NCBI's taxonomy places the organism in Eukaryota, Fungi, Ascomycota, Eurotiomycetes, Onygenales, Onygenaceae.